UUCCUCUUUAGGAAAGAGAAGGAAAAAAGGAACAAAACAAAGCAAAGCUUCGCAGUGUUUACAUAUCAGUUUCUCACUCUACAAAUCCACCGCUCUUAUGUGAAACUUGUCUUCGUUUCCAAGUUUCAAGAGCAGGUUUUGAGGUUUCAUGCCCCCAAACAAUCCUAAGCUAAGCUAGAGUAGUUUCCACACUCUUCAGUUAUGGGGAAUGCUUGCUGUGUUGCUGCUCACGACAAAAUGGUACUCCCUAAUACAUCAGCAGUCGAGGGUUUGCAGAGAAACAAUGCUAGGUACUCUCCGAAUUGGAGCUUCCGGUGGGAUAAUAGAGGACGAGUGGCUGGUGAAGACACCUCUCUUAGUUGGUUAUCUGAUGGGAUUAGUCGUAACGAUGGGUCUGAUGUCAAAUCUGAAUCUGCAUUUGUAUCAUCACAAGGCUCUCCUUUGAACAAUCUCCAGACUCAGUCAUGGCAAAAGUCUCCUGCUUCGGAUCAAUCGUUUUCAAGAAAUGCAUCCAUGGACACCGUCUCUGAACAGAUCACCCAGAAUCAUGUUAAACUUUCGGUUUCAUUGGCUUCGCAACCAUCAUCCCCACUCUCUUCCCAUAGCCACUUGCCACUGCCACUGCCACCUGCUAGUUCAUCGACUCUGAAACUGACACCACGCGCUCGUCUCUCGAAACAAGUCUCCGAUAGUCAGAUCUUGGGAUUCAACUCACCAACUGAAGAGAGGCUGGGAAGCGAGUCCCAUUCUGGGCCGUCUGAUGGUUGGUCCACGCAAGCCUUUUCCGAAAUGAUGGCGUAUUCUCGCAGAGAGUCUUGCUCCUAUGACAACGAGUGCUUAUUAGGUCCUGGACGCGGCAAGAUAGACCAUCAAGGAAACAGGAAGUCCAGUGAUCAGCAAACCUGCGGUGCUUGCUCUAGACCCUUGUCUCAGAAAUCGCUGCUGAGCAGCCAGAAGAUCUGCGCCACUAACGAGCUCUCUGUAGCUGCGAUUCUAGCUUGUGGGCACGUCUAUCAUUCCGAGUGUUUGGAGCAGAUGACACCUGAAACCGACAAAUUCGACCCUCAGUGUCCCGUCUGCACGUUGGGCGAGAAAAGAACAUUCAAGUUGUCGGAGAAAGCAUUGAGGGCAGAUUUGGAUUUGAGAGCUAAACAGAACAAGAUACUAAGGAAAAAUGUGGUGGAUAGGGAUGACUUUGUCAUGUUUGAUCACAUGCCCAAUGCAGCAGCAGCAGCAGCAAGCGGUAGUGGUGGACACAAAGGCAAAGUCUCCAAGCUGUUAACGAGCUCAAGCUUGAGAAGCUAUUCACCAAAGCCUUUCCUUGCGAGACACUUCUCUUUCGGGUCCAGAAGUAACAGUGUCAAAUCCCCUAAAGAGGAUCAUUCGGCGAGGAAGAAAGGAUUCUUCUGGACCAAAUCUAGCAAACUUUGAAACUGUAAGGCAUCUUCACUUGUGAGUUAAGUCACUAGUUGAAUCUUUGUCCUAGAUUUUUUUUGGUGAUGUUUCUCUCCGUAAGCUUUGGCCCAAGUCAACGUUACGGAUACUUAUCAACAAUACACACUUGUUUGUGUAAUAGAAUUUCUCACAAAUAUAAGCACUCUUUCUACCAUUUAUUUUUCUACA
Molecule: messenger RNA, 1623 nt
Organism: Brassica oleracea var. oleracea
Lineage: Eukaryota; Viridiplantae; Streptophyta; Magnoliopsida; Brassicales; Brassicaceae
Exons: 4
Coding region: 202-1431 (409 amino acids)
Source: RefSeq, a predicted model, not a curated record